GCCCGGCCGCGAUACCGCGCGCGCGCGCCCGGCGCGGCGCUUCCCAUCGGCGCCGUCAUGUCCCUGGGCCGAGCGGCGCGGGGCCAUGAUGCGCCGCGCCCUGCGGGUGCUGCUGGACAUGGACGGCGUGCUGGCCGACUUCGAGGGCGGCUUCCUCCGCAAGUUCCGCGCGCGCUUCCCCGAGCAGCCCUUCGUGGCGCUGGAGGACCGGCGCGGCUUCUGGCUGUCGGAGCAGUACGGCCGCCUGCGGCCCGGGCUGAGCGAGAAGGCCAUCAGCAUAUGGCAGUCGGAGAAUUUUUUUUUGGACCUUGAUCCUCUUCCAGGAGCCAUUGAAGCUGUGAAGGAGAUGGCCAACCUAGAAAACACGCACAUCCUCAUCUGCACGAGCCCUAUCAGGAUGUACAGACACUGUCCCUACGAGAAGUAUGCCUGGGUGGAGAAGCACUUAGGCACGGACUUUCUGGAACACAUCGUGCUGACCCAUGACAAGACCGUGGUUUCCGCUGACCUCCUUAUAGAUGACCGGCCAGACAUCACAGGGGCCGAGCCCCACCCCAGCUGGGAGCACAUCCUCUUCACCGCCUGCCAUAACCGCCACGUGCAGCUGCAGCCCCCCCAGCGCCGACUGCAGUCCUGGGCUGACGACUGGCGAGCCAUCCUGGACAGCAAGCGGCCCCGAUGAGUGGACUCGGGGCUGGCACUCUGGGGGCGAGGCCCUCUCACGGCUCACGUGGGCCCCACACUGCUCUUGGGGCUGGGCUGCGGGGCUACAGCUGCCGGGGGCACUGAGGACGCCGUGGGGGGCCCAGCAGCCCCUGGCCACUCAGGGAAGCCCCUCCCGGGUCUGCAGCCCACUGGCCUUGGCAUGGGGGCUGGUGAGGGAAUGUGUAGUCGGAGGAGAUGGGAAUGAGCCCCCACUUUCUCAGCCCAGACCCCAACUCCCUGCCUGCCUCUGCGCCCAGCACAGCACAGGCCUGAGUGUUCGAGGCACGAACAAUAAAUGCUGCCCACUGGG
Sorex araneus (European shrew) is the source of this 1015-nucleotide messenger RNA. RefSeq names its product 5',3'-nucleotidase, mitochondrial (gene NT5M). Gene Ontology annotation, molecular function: 5'-nucleotidase activity. NCBI's taxonomy places the organism in Eukaryota, Metazoa, Chordata, Mammalia, Eulipotyphla, Soricidae. The record is from RefSeq and is a predicted model, not a curated record. Bases 86 to 682 code for a protein of 198 amino acids. The transcript has 5 exons. Gene Ontology annotation, biological process: pyrimidine deoxyribonucleotide catabolic process.